Molecule: messenger RNA, 3238 nt
Organism: Synchiropus splendidus (mandarinfish)
Lineage: Eukaryota; Metazoa; Chordata; Actinopteri; Syngnathiformes; Callionymidae
Gene: afg3l2
Product: AFG3-like AAA ATPase 2
Exons: 17
Coding region: 276-2633 (785 amino acids)
Biological process (GO): mitochondrial protein processing; protein-containing complex assembly
Cellular component (GO): membrane; m-AAA complex
Molecular function (GO): zinc ion binding; ATP binding; ATP-dependent peptidase activity
Source: RefSeq, a predicted model, not a curated record
AGUUCAACCCCGGAUUCAUGAAAACACAGCGACGCACUUUUGAUCCGAUCUACCUUUGACCCGAAUCACUGUUGCUGUUUUCAACCAGAAACUGUGGACUCGGGCUGCAGAGGUGGACUGGAGUCUCAGCUGUUAACGGCAGGGGGCGCUCCAAUGUCGACCUUCCACGAAGAAGAGUGUGCCGUACGAUGGCGGAGCAGGCUGUUACCGAGACCAUUAUGACACGAAGAUGCCUGUAGAAGCUGAAUAACCUCGCAUUAGUUCGGUGUGUGAGGAUGGCUCACCGUUUCAUGCGCUUGUGCACGGACUUCCGGCGACUGCUGCGACCUCGGCUGGUGGAGCAUGGGAUCUGGUCCAGGCCGAAUGUCAGUGGGCCGGGUCUGCUGCAUCAGCUGUUGGGAAACUGCAGGGCGUUGAGCUCCAGACCACCCAAAGGUUUUGAGAAGUACUUUCCUGACGCAAAGAAGUCGGGACAGUCGGACGCAGCCGCUCAAGAGGAGAAGGUGGAACCUAGCAGAGAGCCAGAUCCUUCUGAUGGUGGACCAGCAGGAGGAGGAUCAGGAGGCGGGGGGAGAGGUGGCCGCAAGGACGAGUCUCACUGGUACCACCGUCUGCAGAAGGGUGACGUUCCGUGGGAUGACAAGGACUUUCGGAUGUUUCUGCUGAGUGCCGCUGCUUUUUGGACAACUGUCUCUUACUUCCUGUUCUUCAGAGACGGUGGACGAGAGGUCACAUGGAAGGACUUUGUCAGCAACUUUCUGUCAAAAGGACUGGUGGAAAGGUUAGAGGUUGUGAACAAGCGUUAUGUCAGAGUGAUCUUCUCUCCGGGUCAAACUCAAGUGGACGGGUAUGUGUGGUUCAACAUCGGGAGUGUCGACACUUUUGAGAGGAAUCUGGAGUCUGUUCAGAAUGAGCUGGGCAUUGAAGGAGAAAACCGACUUCCUGUGGUGUACACCAGCGAGACUGAUGGGACCUUCUUUCUGAGCAUGCUCCCCACAGUGCUGAUUAUUGGCUUCCUGCUCUUCUUGCUGCGGCGAGGUCAGGCGGGAACAGGACGACCCGGGCGUGGGAUGGGUGGACUCUUCAGUGUGAGCGAGACCACUGCCAAAGUUCUGAAGGACCAGAUUGAUGUGAAGUUCAAAGAUGUGGCUGGCUGUGAGGAAGCCAAGUUGGAGAUUAUGGAGUUUGUCAACUUCCUGAAGAACCCCAAGCAGUACCUGGACUUGGGGGCCAAGAUCCCCAAGGGCGCCAUCCUGACUGGACCUCCAGGAACCGGAAAGACCCUUCUAGCAAAAGCGACAGCGGGCGAGGCCAAUGUCCCAUUUAUCACCGUUAAUGGCUCUGAAUUCUUGGAGAUGUUUGUAGGCGUUGGCCCGGCUCGAGUGAGAGAUCUCUUUGUCCUGGCGAGAAAGAGCGCCCCCUGCAUCUUGUUCAUCGAUGAGAUUGAUGCCGUUGGGCGCAAAAGAGGCCGCGGUAACUUUGGAGGUCAAAGUGAGCAGGAGAACACGCUGAACCAGCUUCUGGUGGAGAUGGAUGGGUUCAACACCGCAACCAAUGUAGUGGUUCUGGCUGGAACCAACCGACCUGACAUCCUGGACCCAGCUCUGUUGAGACCCGGCCGCUUCGACCGACAGAUUUAUAUCGGUCCCCCAGACAUCAAAGGAAGAGCGUCUAUUUUCAAGGUCCAUCUGCGGCCAUUGAAGCUGGACGUCCAAACGGACAAGGAGGCUCUCGCUAAGAAAAUGGCGGCGCUCACGCCAGGUUUCUCAGGUGCUGACAUCGCCAACGUUUGUAAUGAAGCGGCACUGAUCGCGGCCAGACAUCUGUCAGAUGCCAUUGAGCAGAAACACUUUGAACAAGCCAUUGAGCGUGUGAUUGGAGGUCUGGAGAAGAAGACGCAGGUGUUGCAGCCGGAAGAGAAAAAGACAGUGGCGUUCCAUGAAGCAGGGCACGCUGUUGCCGGCUGGUUCCUGGAGCAUGCUGACCCACUGUUGAAGGUGUCCAUCAUUCCACGAGGACGAGGCCUGGGAUACGCCCAGUACCUUCCCCGGGAGCAGUAUCUCUACACCCGCGAGCAGCUCCUGGACCGCAUGUGCAUGACUCUGGGGGGCCGGGUGUCAGAGGAGAUCUUCUUCAACAGGGUGACCACGGGGGCGCAGGAUGACCUACGGAAGGUCACACAGAGCGCUUAUGCUCAGGUUGUCCAGUUUGGGAUGAACCCCAAAGUAGGUCAGGUGUCUUUUGACAUCCCCCGUCAGGGAGAGAUGGUUCUGGAGAAACCAUACAGCGAAGCCACGGCCCGGCUCAUCGACACAGAGGUCCGAACCCUCAUCAGUGAGGCGUACCAAAGAACCCUGCAGCUGCUGACCCAGAAGAAAAGUGAAGUAGAGAAGGUGGCGCUACGGCUGCUGGACAAAGAGGUUCUGGACAAAAUGGACAUGGUAGAGCUGCUUGGCAAGAGGCCAUUCGCUGAAAAGUCCACAUACGAGGAAAUGGUGGACGGUACCGGCGGUGAGGAUGAAGACACCAGGCUGCCUGAAGGCCUUAAAGACUGGAACCAGGACCGGCGGGACAAAGAGGAGAGUCCGGAUGAGCAGGUCGCCCGCCAGAUCUCUGGAGGGAUGCCAUUCUAAAACCAGGAAUUCUCUGGCCCUGAUGACCUGGCUUGCACCCCUCCACAGCCUUCUUUCUCUGGAUCGACAAAAAGAAGGGAACUGAACUGAGGAGUUCUGUACUCCUUCAUGACAAAAAUGUAAACAAGUUUGCGUCAUCUGUCUCUGUGGCAACAUGCAUGUUAAUGCUAACCAUCUUGGAGCAUAGGGACUGACCUGAUCAGGGUGCAAGUGGGGUGAGCAGGUACCCUAAUCAGAGCAAUAAGCCUCCCACUCUUGUGGGUCUGAACUGGUAGUCUGAGUGCAAUGAACAUGGAACAUUUUCCUUUUCACCUAGUUUCCUUUUCUCUUGGUCACAGUUUUUUUUUUCACUUCAAAAACUAAAAGAAUUGGGGGUUUUUUUCUCCAUGCAAUAGAAUUACAAAAAAGUGACACACCUAAGUCUCCCAGAGUUGUCAAAAGACCCAGAGUCAAUCUGUGCUGCAGAAAGAAGGGAUGAAUGUCCUUAUACCUUCACUAGCCCAUUUAUUGGUACUGAUUACUAAUAAUGGGCCUGUAAAAUGAAUUGCUUUCCUUUCAACCAGCAUUUUGUCAUUUAUAAAUCUGGAGAUGAACAAUAAAGUGAC